Messenger RNA from Echinostoma caproni, 1446 nucleotides. NCBI's taxonomy places the organism in Eukaryota, Metazoa, Platyhelminthes, Trematoda, Plagiorchiida, Echinostomatidae. The record is from the annotation of a GenBank genome assembly.
AUGGAGACGGUAUUAUCAAUUUCUCGUGCAUCUGAUUGGUGCUGUAUGCCUAUCUUCUCAUUCUUCUUGUUUUUCUCUACAAUCCUUUCAUUUUGCUCAAAUACCUUCCAAUCGACCGGAAUUACAUCUGCUGAAGGUGGAAGCAGUCGGGAUCGUACACUCUGUCUGGUCUGGUACAGUAUGGACAUUUUCUUUACUGCGACCACCAUAAUUCAUUUGUGCACCAUCUCACUCGAUCGUUACCUGGCCCUGAGACGACCGUUCCGACGAAAUCGAGGCAUACCACGCAUAUGUCACAGUUUAGUUGUUCGCAUUGUGAUGUGCUGGUUUGUUCCAUUCUCCAUUGCCGGUCCACUGUUCAUAUUCGCUUUGCAACAAGAACAACAGGGGUUGGAUAUUGUGGAACCUCUACCGGUCACCGAGACCUACUAUGAACCGGUGCCAUCGGCGAACCGCACUCAACUGAUCGAGUCGGACAAUUCAGAUGUGACCAAAUCAUACAAAGGUUGCGGACCGAACGAUCCUAGUUUCGUGCUCACAGCAAUCGGUGUGACAUUUGUGCUCCCCCUGAUCAUCAUGACAACCACCUAUGUGUUGACCGUGCGCACCCUGCAACAACAUAUGGAACAGGUCAAGGCGAUUCGACUGUACAAACCAACCCAUACGCGCGCAGCGCGUAGCACAACACCCUACUUGAAACGCGCGCAUUCCGAACGGGUCUCGUUCCCGGGUCGAAAGUCCAGUAUUCUGAUGCAAAAUGUGAGCACACGAAGUGGGAAUUCGGGUGCAAUCAGUCGACAGCCAAGUGAUAUUGUGCAACACAAACCAUCUGUGUCCAGACAAUCCCCAGACUGGCCGACGGAGCAUCCGUCAGAUAAAUCUGAUAUGCCUUGUUCAAACAAUGGGAAGGUAACACCGACGGAAACAGAGAAUCGAAUGGUACUGGAAGUCGACAAUCAACAGACCGAAUCGAUCAAAGCGCGAAUACUGAACAAGACCUAUGAUAAUGAAGGUGCAGCGAUCACAUCAAACGAGACGGAUAUGCAAAGUGCCGAAAUGAAACUGACUGUUUAUCAAGGAUACAAACGUGUUUUGUCCACGGAUGGGACUAACAGCGGUCUGUCACAUUUUCCCACGUUCGCACGAAUUCACAGUGGAAAACGAGCGGUUCGAGUGAUUGGAGUCUUGUUUGGAUUAUUUGUGACCUGUUAUUUGCCCUUUUUUAUUGUGUAUAUUAUUGAUGUGAUGUGUGUGGAGUGUAAGAGUUGGACGACAAUUGUGAUUCCCCAUUUGGAAUGGCUUGGCUAUCUCAGUUCGAUGCUCAAUCCGGUUGUGUAUCACUCAUUUAAUCCGACUUUUCGUCGAACAUUUCGACGCAUAUUUCGCUGUGCGUGUCGUUCCCUCCCGGAUCAUCAUGCGAUAUGGUGUAGGCGAGUACGAAUCUGA